This is a messenger RNA of Opisthorchis viverrini, 7590 nucleotides long. RefSeq lists its product as hypothetical. The transcript has 35 exons. The record is from RefSeq and is a predicted model, not a curated record. The coding region runs from base 193 to 6870 and encodes 2225 amino acids. NCBI's taxonomy places the organism in Eukaryota, Metazoa, Platyhelminthes, Trematoda, Opisthorchiida, Opisthorchiidae.
UCAAAGCGUGACCUUGGGGAUGUCCACGUUCGGGUUAAUCGCGACCUAACCUGUCACAGCUGGAUCCAUCUAGACUGCUCGUGAUAGUUAUCGUUCACGACCUCGAAAACGUCCUACGUAACACGUGUUUCCACUGUACCUGGAUCUUGACUGAUAGGAAUCUCUUCUCGCAACCAUAAAUGGAUUUUUAUAAUGGAUUGUUUGGAUUUCGGACAUCUUCCGUUUGAAAUCAGGUCGAAGUUGGCAGAGCUUGAGGUUGAACUUUCCGAAGGUGAUAUUACGGAGAAAGGCUAUCAGAAAAAGAAGGCCAAGCUGCUCGCACCGUAUAUCGAGAGUACAGUGAACCCCAGUCCGCCGCUCACUUCCACCCCCAACGUUACACAAUCCUCAUCCGGACUCCACAUUCCCUGUGGCGCUGUCCAAUUGCCAGGGUUGACUGGAAGUGCGCUUGACCGCCGUCGACUUCAGCUGCGGUCUCCUGCUUCAUCCGGAGAGGACGGUUCUAUCAGUGGCCCGGAUGAUAACUCGAAUGACUGCGAAAAUGGAUCUCCUCUCCACCGGCCACAGAAUCGUCGCUACAUACGAGAAGAUGGUCGAUAUCGAUCUGACAUUCGAGAGGAGGCUGUAAAAGAAGCAUUGUCCAGAAACCACCGACAGCGCCCCGAAGCUCUACUACCUAACAAGCGCCGAGAAAAUGGGCGUUCAUCAGGUGCGGCCACUUACCACGAUGAUCAGAAUGAUUCCGAAGACGACUUAUCCUCUGAGGCCUCGGGACCCGGUUUGCAACGGUUAGGCCCCGGACCAUCCCAUAGCAGUCUUACCACACCAGUGCCCCAUCCCGCCUCCUCCAAUUACCAGAAUGACAUCACUACCCCAACGAGCUCCGUCGCUGCUGUAACUAAUCACCUUCCUACGCAUCCCCAUACGAAUGGGACGGCAGAGAAUUUUAACCACAUGCUGCCCGUAACAGAUUUCUCCUCAGGUCUUCAUCUCAACAAGCCGCGAUUAGACAACAAUCUGGUGCCAAUGUCAAGCACAAGCACUUAUAUUCCGGAACCGGUUGGCAUGUGUUCUGCAGACUCAUUUGAACAGCUGGCCGCUCAAGCAGCCGCACAGUUGAAUCUCGUUUCACCUGAAUUCGCGUCUGUACCACAGCAACCCCAGUACCAGACCAACUCAGAUCUUCCUCCCACUUCACAUGGGCAACCAUCCAUGUGGAACAUCAACGCAACCGUUUCAUCCUCCGCAAUGUACAGCAAUGUUCCUCCCGAACACUUCACCUCUACUCCGCAUAAGACUCCUGUGUUUGGUGGCGUGAAUGUUUUACCUCCCAAUACCACCAUACCAGCCAGUCUAUUUCCUCCCACCAGUGCUGGUCACCACGACCCCUCAUCUCCUUGGCUAGAAUCCGGACAGCCCAUGGAAAGUACCUUUUCUUCAGCUAUGAAUCUGCCCUCGGCAGCCAGUUUCCAAAACACUGACGCUGCUGAACAUUCAGACCAUGCUUCAUCACAUCGCGACUCCGGUGUUUCACAACCCGACCGUUCCCAACUCGGUCUGAUAUGCCCAAACCGCGUGUCUGAGAAGAUUCAGCAACUUGUGAAUACCCUGAAACGACCAAAACGUCGUCCGCUACCCGAAUAUUUUCUUGACGAGGAGGAUCAAGUUUUAGUUCGGCCGGUGGUCGAUCCGUCCGCACCACGUCCACACGGUCCUCCGUCACAACCUUUGCGCGGUGAGGAACUCGUGGUUCCUUCAGGAUUGCCCCGUAACCUAGAGUCCGCUUUACAAAGGUAUGCCGGUCUGAGCUGCAAAACACCUGUUCUAACCUGUUUGGAUGUCGGUGGCCGCCCCACACAAGUACUAACCUACGCCAAACUGCUUCAGCGCUCCAUUCGAAUCGCCUAUAUGUUAUUGAACAAAGUUGGGCAUAGGGGCGAACAAAGUCUGAAACCGGGUGAUCGCGUGGCUUUGGUCUAUGCGAAUAACGAACCAAUCAGUUUUUUUGCUGCUUUUUACGGAUGCAUAUUGGCCAGCGUUGUCCCGAUUGCCAUUGAAGUCCCAUCUGCACGACGGGACGCCUCUUGCCAGUCAAUGGGUUUUCUUCUGAGCAGUCAGAAUGCGCGUAUCGUCCUAGCCAGUGAACAGUGUUACAAGGCGUUACAGCGUGGUCCUAACGGAGAUAUCGUCACCCACGCCGGUUGGCCUAAUGUGACAUGGAUCAACACGGAUCAUCAUGGCGGUGGUAGCAAGCCACCCAAGGACUGGACUCCACCAGAUAGACUUCCAAAUGAAGAAAGUCUGUAUAUGGAAUUUGUCUAUGCUCCUUUCCUAACUAUGGUCUUCGUUCUACUAUGGAUUCGGUUAAUUGUUCUUGUUCGGUUUCGCCCCCAGUACACAUUCAGUAAAGAUGGCAGUAUACACGGUGUGAUGAUCAGUCGUCGCGCUGCACUUGCGCACUGUCGGGCCUUGACGGUGGCCUGUCACUACUCCGAAGAGGAUGUCGUCGUCUGUGUCGUGGAUUGCCGAAGGGAGAUCGGCUUGUGGCACGCUGUGCUCACUAGCAUUUUCAACGGACUCCACGUUAUUUUCGUUCCUUAUUCUGUGAUGCAAGUCGAUCCGGGAUCAUGGCUACGCAUGGUGACCAAAUACCGAGCCUCUGUCGCCGUCGUCAAAAGUCGUGAUAUGCAUUGGGCCCUCUUAGCAGAGCGAGAUCAUCCUAAUGUCAACCUUUCCUCACUUCGGAUGUUGUUAGUUGCCGAUGGAUCCAAUCCAUGGUCACUAAACUCCUGUGAUUCCUUCGUUCAAAAAUUCCGAUCACGAGGCUUCCGUGCUGAGGCCAUUUGUCCAGCGGCCGGCAGUCCGGAAACACUGACGCUGUGUCUACGACGCCCGGCACAGGUGCACGUCAUGGGUACAACAACAAAUGGUAAAGUGUUCUCCAACGGCUUACCACAUACGCUUACGCAGUCGAAUGCGGCAUCAGCAGCUGCUUCCAGCGCUGUUCGCGGAGUGAUUUCCAUCCACAGUCUUACAUAUGGUGUGAUUCGUGUGGACUCGGAAGACUCUCUAACGUCGUUGACCCUGCAAGACUGUGGCCAAGUACUCCCUGGUGCAUCCGCAGUUGUGGUGCGUCUUGGACCAAAACCUGUACUAUGUCGGACAGACGAACUGGGCGAGAUCUGCCUUACCUCCGACUAUACGGGUACCGGCUACUGGGGUCUUCGUGGGCAGACUGGAGCACACUUCCAUGUUGAACCAUUGAAUGAGGACGGAACCCCGGUGAAUCCCCCUGGAACAGUAACCUACACCCGAUCAGGAUACCUCGGGUUUCCGGGACCUGCUUCUUCGGGCUCCCUCAUCUUUGUCUGUGGUUCCGUGGAUGGGCUUUUGACGGUGGCCGGGAGGCGCCACAAUGCAGACGAUGUAAUUGCUACUGUCUUAGCAGUACAGCCUACUAAAAUCAUCUAUCGCGGUCGCAUUGCAGUCUUUUCCAUCGAAUUGCUCAAAGACGAACGGGUUGUAAUUAUUGCGGAACUGCGUCAAGGCUACUCAGAUGAAGCAGCAUUCACAUGGAUGUCUCUUGUGCUGCAGGCCGUGGAUAGCAUUCAUCAAGUUAGCGUUUACUGCUUGGCUCUUGUUCAACAGAACACACUACCUAGGACUCCUUUUGGUGGGAUCAACUGUCAUGCUGUGAAGCGACUAUUUUCCGAUGGUCAUCUGCACCCCACCGCACUACUUUUGUGUCCGCAUUCGGCUAUCCAGAAUCUCCCUCAACCAAGGCAACUUAGACCCAAUUUGGUGGGACCUUCUGCCAUCAUGUGUGGACAAGUAGUGCAAGGCGUUCGUAUGGCUGAAGCAAGCGGUCGACCGAUUCCUGUGCUUCCGACUCCGUCCGCAUCUGGGUCACAAACCACUCCUGACGGCCGUUUUAUCAAGACGUGUUCGAAGUGUAACCUGCGGCCCGAAAAGGGAUCCACAAUCUUUUCCAUCGAAUUGCUCAAAGACGAACGGGUUGUAAUUAUUGCGGAACUGCGUCAAGGCUACUCAGAUGAAGCAGCAUUCACAUGGAUGUCUCUUGUGCUGCAGGCCGUGGAUAGCAUUCAUCAAGUUAGCAUUUACUGCUUGGCUCUUGUUCAACAGAACACACUACCUAGGACUCCUUUUGGUGGGAUCAACUGUCAUGCUGUGAAGCGACUAUUUUCCGAUGGUCAUCUGCACCCCACCGCACUACUUUUGUGUCCGCAUUCGGCUAUCCAGAAUCUCCCUCAACCAAGGCAACUUAGACCCAAUUUGGUGGGACCUUCUGCCAUCAUGUGUGGACAAGUAGUGCAAGGCGUUCGUAUGGCUGAAGCAAGCGGUCGACCGAUUCCUGUGCUUCCGACUCCGUCCGCAUCUGGGUCACAAACCACUCCUGACGGCCGUCUCCUGGUUGAGAUCCUAAUCUGGCGAGCGAUACACACUCCGGAUGACCGUUUGUUUACAGUAUACAACCAGAAAGGACAAGAGGCAUCCAGUCUUACUUGCGCACAGCUGCUCAGGCGAGCUGAACGACUAGGCUGCCUUCUUCAGGACAAGGCCAAAGCAACUGUGGGCACCAUUGUCGCUCUGCUAUAUCCACCAGGGCCGGUGUUUAGUGAUCAGGUUAUUCACUGUUUCUGUAAGGAUUCCAGCUCCCACUCUUCCCUGUACUCUCCUAAUUUAGCUCGGCUACUGGUUGAGAUCCUAAUCUGGCGAGCGAUACACACUCCGGAUGACCGUUUGUUUACAGUAUACAACCAGAAAGGACAAGAGGCAUCCAGUCUUACUUGCGCACAGCUGCUCAGGCGAGCUGAACGACUAGGCUGCCUUCUUCAGGACAAGGCCAAAGCAACUGUGGGCACCAUUGUCGCUCUGCUAUAUCCACCAGGUACCGAGAUGCUCUGUGCCUUUUAUGCCUGCCAGUUAAUUGGCGCUGUGCCCGUUCCCAUACGUCCGCCUCGCCUGGAUCAGUCGGGGUUCAACAACUCCUCAUCCACUCCCAGUACUCCGGGUUCAGUUGCACACCUGUCCGGACCAGUAGGUUCAGGGUCUUCUACUGGACUCAGUUUGUUGGGUCUCGGAUCCAGCGCCGGAAAUCAGUCAUCUUCAGGCAGUACGGAAAGUUGGGCGAACAUCAAUUUUCGUCCAGCUGCCCCCAGUUUCGAGGCUUCAUUGGAAUUAGUUUGGAACAUUGUCAAACAUUCAAACGCUUCAGUCGUUUUCACUCAACAACCAAUAGUCAAGUUGCUCAAGUCUAAAGAGGCAACCAGUCGUAUCCCGUUCAAUCACUGGCCACCUGUGCUCGAUUCAGAGGAAAGUUUUCGCAAAAAGAUUUCACCUCUCCAUCAAACUCCGUGUGUGGAACAGUCUGUGGCCUAUUUGGACUUUGCAGCAUCCACUACAGGUACCGUAACGGGAAUACGAGUCACACAUCAAGUGGUCCAGGCCAUGUGUCGCGCGCAAAAGGUCCAGUGUGAGUUCUAUCCGACACGCGAAGUUGUCCUCAGCCUUGAUCCCUAUUCGGGCCUGGGAUUCACAUUGUGGGCGCUCACCUCGGUUCAUUGCGGGCAUCACUCAAUCCUGGUGCCUCCCAGCGUGACAGAAGCCGUUCCGGAUUUAUGGCUUACCGUAUGCAGUCAGCGGAAAGUUCGUGAUGCCUUCUGUUCUCACUAUACCAUGGAACUCGCAACUCGACACAUGACAAAGCAACUAUCCCUAGUGAAGCCCCGUGAUCUGAGUCUCUCUAGUCUUCGAAGCCUCGUGGUGGUGGCAGAGGAACGUCCCCGAAUACACCUGACCGCGACUUUCACCAAACUAUUCUCGAGUUUUGGAUUGAUGAGUCGAGCAGUCAGUACUUCGUUCGGAUGUCGUGUCAAUGUGGCAAUCUCACUUCAGGGAGCCAGUUCCCCAGAGAGUACAACUGUAUACGUGGAUCGCAUCAGUCUUCGGAACGAUCGGGUAAAAAUGCUGGAAAAAGGUUCACCUCACAGUUUAUGCUUAAUAGAAUCGGGAAAACUACUACCUGGAGUUCGUGUGGCUAUUGCGAACCCGGAUACUCUCGGUCAGUGCGCAGACUCUCAGUUGGGUGAGAUUUGGGUGUCAUCACCGCACAAUUCCACAGAAUUACUUGGGCCGUUCGACAAUGCCAGUCUCAGUCGAGCUCCGGGGACCACUUCCCAGCCGGUACCAGGACUGAAUGCAGCUGAUUCACUUUGUGCACGCCUGGUUACCGGGGACACAGAACGCAUGUACGCUCGAACGGGAUUUCUGGGUUUCGUUCGACGUACCGAGUUGACUCAAUCCGAUGGUGAAUUACUUGGGCCGUUCGACAAUGCCAGUCUCAGUCGAGCUCCGGGGACCACUUCCCAGCCGGUACCAGGACUGAAUGCAGCUGAUUCACUUUGUGCACGCCUGGUUACCGGGGACACAGAACGCAUUGACACUAACACAUGCAUCUCCAAUUUUCUUGCAGAACUACACGAUGCUAUCUUCGUUGUGGGGAGCCUGGAAGAAGCGAUCAUGCUUCGAGGCAUGCGUUUUCACCCGGUGGACAUUGAGAACACUGUGAUGCGAGCGCAUAAGAAGAUUUGCGAAUGUGCCGUCUUCACAUGGUCCAAUUUGUUGGUAGUGGUUGCGGAAUUGGUCGGUGAGGAAAACGAAGCCAUGGAUCUGGUUCAUCCAAUCACAGCCCACGUCUUGACGGAGCAUCAGCUGAUAGUGGGUGUCGUCGUUGUCACCGAUCCCGGUACUGUUCCCGUCAAUCCAUGUGGAGAAAAACAGCGAAUAUUGCUUCGUGACAGCUUCGUCAACGAUAAGCUUGAUCCAAUCUAUGUAUCGUACAAUAUGUGACAAGUGAUUCUAGCCAUACACUUCUUUCUUUCCCGCUUUCCGGAUUCGAAACAACCAACCACCGGUCCUUCAAUCAUUAGGUUCAACUUAUUAACUGCUCGCAGAUUGGUUGUUUCCGUUCGGCCUAUUUGCUCCUAUUAAAUUGAGACAUUCAAAAAUACCGGACGCCAGUGUGAUCUAGUAUGUGCUUCUUCUCCUAUCGUCGCUACUCGUCAUCGCUUGAUCUGUUCGUGCUUUCUACCAUCGUCACAAAAUAAAAAACGCCCUUUAUUCUUAGUAUAACUAAGCUUUUUCAUGUUUUUAUUUAUUUUCUGAUCUCACCAAUCCAUUUCCGUCCGGUUUCAUGCCAAAAACCGCCUGGUUCGUCGCUUGCCUGAACUUUGUCAUGCUUCUGCUACUACUCUCUCAACUUUUGUCUCUGUUUUUCUAAGUUCGCCAUAGUAGUAUUCAUAUUUUUUGUGAGCUGGGGACCACAUGUGAACGCAAAGCCCAGUCGUUCUGUGCUGUGCAUCGUUCCACCCAACAAACGAGCUUCACUCGUCUGUCAUGCGUACCAUUCGCGGAUGCAUCAUCUUCUCAGUACCAGACCAUGUCGUUCUCCCCCCCCCAGCUCACCAGGGAAUCCGGACUUUUAUCAUCCUUGUAUACUUACUUACGCCGCGUUCUUUCUGGAAUUUUCACGUCUGCGGUAGAAAACGAACCAUGUAUUUAAUAAGCAAA